Messenger RNA from Gregarina niphandrodes, 1156 nucleotides. RefSeq lists its product as hypothetical. NCBI's taxonomy places the organism in Eukaryota, Apicomplexa, Conoidasida, Eugregarinorida, Gregarinidae. The annotation marks the transcript as partial. The record is from RefSeq and is a predicted model, not a curated record. The transcript has a single exon.
AUGGAGAAGCUGGGCGUAAACCAGUUGAGGACUCAAUUCCUCCCGCAGAUCUCUCCCUUGCCUGUGGAGCAGAAUACUUCCACCAAAGACGAGGUCCCGACUACUAGCACAACUCAGGAGGCCGCCGGUGAUGGCUCGUUGCAGGAUGAGACUGUUGAAGGACCCACUGCCGACGGCGCUCCUCUUGUGUCCUACCCGGUGCGGACGUUUGACGGUGAAGACUCUUCAAACGAGGAGACUACCGACCGACCCGACGUGCCGAACCGAGCCGAGGAAUCCAACGUGCCGAUUCAUGCUGAUGCAGGUAUGCCGCCAACCGAGUCGUUCCGAACUACCGACAUUCCUGACGCCGAUGGCUUGGCCGAGGUUCGUGAGAAACCAGACGUAGGCAAGUGUGCUGAUGACGACGACGAAAUGGAGCACGAACCAGUUGGAGGUUCAGCAGCCGGCGCAGGUCUCUCCCAGCAUGACACCUCGACUGCCAGCGCUCACCCGGCUACGGCCACAACUCAAGAGCCAGCCGAGGAGGGCCCCUCACACGGAGGUGCUGUUGAGGAACCCCCUGCCGACGACAAGGAUGCAGUGUGCAAUGUGCCAAGCGGUUCAAUAGACUUGCCGACAACCAAAGCGGACCAGGAUGCUUACCCGCCUACAAGGGAUCUAGCUGUGCAUGAAUCGAUUGUGGGGGCACCAGAUCGCGAUGGAGAAGCUGAGCGUAAACUAGUCGAUGACUCUAUUCCUCCCACAGAUCUCUCUUCGCCUGUGGAGCAGAGCACUUCCACUAAGGACGAUACCACUACCACAACUCAAGAGGCUGCCGGUGAGGGUUCGUCACACGAAGAGACUGUUGAAGAACCCACUACUGAUGGCGCUCCUCUUGCGUCCUCCUCGGUGCAGUCGUUUGACGGUGAAGGCUCUUCAAACGAGAAGGGCGCUGAUCGACCCGACGUGCAGAACCGUGCCGAGGAAUCCGACGUGCCGAUCCAUGGUGAUGCAGGUAUGCCGCCAACCGAGUCAUUCCAAGCUACCGACAUUCCUGACGCCGAUGGCUUGGCCGAGGUUCGUGAGAAAGCAGACGUGGACAAGUGUGCUGAUGACGGCGAAAUGGAGCACGAGCCAGUUGGAGGUUUAGCCGCCGCCGCAGGUCUCUCCGAGC